AUGGCGACUCGUCUUCAGUUUGAGAACAAUUGUGACAUUGGUGUCUUCUCCAAACUCACUAAUGCCUAUUGCUUAGUCGCUAUAGGUGGCUCUGAGAACUUUUACAGUGCUUUUGAGACGGAGCUAGCAGAUGCUAUCCCUAUUGUUAAGACAUCUAUUGAUGGAACCAGAAUUAUCGGGCGUCUUUGUGCUGGAAACAAAAAUGGGCUUCUUGUGCCUCAUACAACCAAUGACCAAGAGCUUCAGCACUUGAGGAACAGUCUACCUGAUUCAGUUGUGGUCCAGCGAAUCGAGGAGCGUCUCUCUGCUCUUGGUAAUUGCAUUGCCUGCAAUGACCAUGUUGCUCUUGCUCACACCGAUCUUGACAAGGAAACCGAGGAAAUCAUAGCGGAUGUUCUUGGUGUUGAAGUUUUCCGUCAGACUAUUGCAGGCAACAUUCUCGUAGGCAGCUACUGCGCCUUAUCCAACCACGGUGGAAUUGUCCAUCCUCACACAUCAGUGGAAGAUUUGGAUGAACUCUCAACGCUUCUUCAAGUCCCUCUCGUUGCAGGAACCGUGAACCGAGGUUGCGAAGUCAUUGGUGCUGGUAUGACCGUUAAUGACUGGACUGCUUUCUGCGGCACAGACACAACGGCGACGGAGCUCUCUGUUAUGGACAGCAUCUUCAAGCUAAGGGAAGCCCGACCCACCUCUAUUGUCGAGGAGAUGAGGAAGUCUUUGAUCGAUACCUAUGCUUAA
Molecule: messenger RNA, 738 nt
Organism: Microthlaspi erraticum
Lineage: Eukaryota; Viridiplantae; Streptophyta; Magnoliopsida; Brassicales; Brassicaceae
Source: the annotation of a GenBank genome assembly